CAUCCGUCUUCAUUCAGACUCUACUCCGUUAAUACAGCAGUCAGUCUAUUAUCGUUAUCGGUACUCAUUCCAACUUUUUAUAAUAAAAAGAUGCGUCGAUUAAUGGUGUUGUUUUUAAUAUUAUCAACGAUAAUAGCGAUGUCAUUCGCGCAACUUAAUUUUUCGACUGGUUGGGGGAAAAGGGCUAGUAACGCGUCCCCUAAUGGAGGAAGCAACGAAAACUGCAAAACAUCAGUUGAGGUCCUCAUGCUCAUAUACAAAUUGAUACAGAACGAAGCACAAAGGGUGUUUGAAUGCAACAAAUUUACAAAUGAUAAAUAACUAGAUUGUACAUAGGGCUAAUUAACUAUUCCUAGGGCAAAAAAAUAUUUAAAUGUCCAAUCUACCUUUGGGUUUUUGAUUGUAUAUAUAGCGCAUAAAAAUUUACUAAUAAAUUGCAGUGAAGUAUA
Messenger RNA from Agrilus planipennis (emerald ash borer), 449 nucleotides. RefSeq names its product hypertrehalosaemic prohormone-like. The record is from RefSeq and is a predicted model, not a curated record. The coding region runs from base 91 to 321 and encodes 76 amino acids. Gene Ontology annotation, molecular function: hormone activity. Gene Ontology annotation, cellular component: extracellular region. NCBI's taxonomy places the organism in Eukaryota, Metazoa, Arthropoda, Insecta, Coleoptera, Buprestidae. The transcript is spliced from 2 exons.